AUGACAUUUGAGGAUCACUUGGCACUGGAAUUGGCGGCAACUCAAGCAGGAGUGGUGCAGGAUUCCGCCGAGGGGCAUGUGACUUCCAGAAGACAUGCGCAUCCCGUCAGCCAAGGACAACUGGAGGAUGAUUUGCCGUCAGGAGAAGAUGCCUGUUAUGUUGUCGUCAUUUGCAACUCUACCUACUUUUGGAGCCCCAAGAACAGCGAUAAGGACAAUCCAUUGGAGGUUCUUGUGUGUGAACCCAUCAAAUCUGUGGUUCUUUCCUGGUCUUGGAAGCUGGAAGAAGAGCAUUCGGGGUUCCCCAUGUGGCCAGCGACGAUAGUUCUCACAACAAUACUCAUUGUUCUGCCAGCAGUACUCUUGCUGGUACCCAUCUCGGAUAGCAGCAACACCAAACCAUGCAGAACGAGCAGAACAUCAGAGUCUUGGUGGCAGAAGAUGCAAAUCCGCUUUCGUUUCCGCGGCGACCCAGAUAUCCGACUCUGGUCUUGCAUCUUGUUGAUUGUUCCCAUUGCCACCGUCCUCCUCGUCAUGUUGUUCAAACCCAUCCCGGAAGAUGUCCGACAAACCAUGCAUCAGGAUGUUGUGACCGUCGUUGUCACACAACUCAUUACCAGUUGGGCCAACCCGACAGGAUAUGGUGCCGUGGUGGCAUUGCCCUUCUUUCUGGUCCCCGUUGCCAAGCAAUCGCCACUCUUGUCACUGCUGGGGCUGUCCCCCGCACUGGCAGUAGGAUUUCACAUUUGGGCGGGACGCAUCUGUUGGGUCUUGGCCAGCAUUCACGGGACACUCCAUACCAUUGUGGCGGUCUUUGCUACUAACAGUAACGGAAGUCACAAAGGGAUGUUCGAAACGGCAAUUCACAACUUGGUUCCCAUGGAAAGGAACUGCUGGAGAUGGCAGAGCCCAGGAGGCUUUCGAAAGGAUGAAGAACCAGAAACCUAUUGUUAUCAUUCUUGGCGCAAUCUUACGGGCAUUAUUGCUGUUACGGCACUCUGGGUCCUGGUCAUGACAUCAUGGAAUGUGAUUCGGCGACGAUACUACAGGUUUUUCUACCAGUGUCAUAUCAUCUUUGGGGCCAUCAUGGUGCUCUUUAGCAUUCUGCACUUUUAUUGGAUUGCAAUCUACCUCAUGCCUGGCGUGGUCUACUAUUGGGUAUGUUCGCUUCCAUCCAUCCUGCAACAACUCAACAGUUGGAGAACGGGGAUUUUGAUUCGAAACGCUGUCGUAAUACCCAACUCGAAUGGAUGUUUCGAACUACGAUUGGCUACCAUGUCGCAACCGCGGCAUCAUCCAGCCUACGUCAAACUUUGCAUACCCGAGCGUUCCAUCCUCGAGUGGCAUCCAUUCACAGUGGCGCAUGCAUCUCCACACGAACUGCGGUUACUGAUACGAGAGUUUGGUCCCUUCACGCAAACGCUGCGCCGACGAUUGGUGGCAAACAACAACAACAAUAGACCAGUUACCAUUUUGGUGGAUGGAUUCUACGACAGUGGCCCGGACUGGGUUCAAGAAUCACUGGGCGGUGGUCGCGAUACGCUGCUUUUUGUCGCAGCAGGGAUUGGGAUAACUCCCGUCCUUCCAGUUGUGAUCAAUCUCUGGAAGAAGCUUUCCACUUCUGCUCGUGGCUCUCCCAUUGACAUUCACAUUCAUUGGUACUGUCGCGAUCCAACGCUAGUGCAGCAUGUAUGGGCCCACUAUCUGAAACCACUCAUCGCAGCAGAGACUCAACCACCGCAGCAGGCAGUUUAUAAUUUUGAUGGCAGCAACCAGCAAUCGAGAAUACACUUUUGUGUCCAUCUGACAUCGAGUCGCAGCGGAGAUGAUGAUCCAACGCGCGACUUUGAUGAGUGCGACGACGAGAAGCAACCAGAUUCAUCCCGUGGUCUCGUGCGAGGCGGCGACAACGAUCAACGCAGUCCCUCUGGAUCCCCCUUCCAAGUUUCGCCUCGAAGUACUCUUAGGCUCGCGGCAGUCACCAUGAUCAUCACAUUUGGGAUUCACCUUUGGUGGUAUCAUGAAAUGUCUUGGAACUACCGUCACCGAAUCUUUGUCCGUGGCUACUCUCUGGGUGUUGCGAUUGCUGUUCCCAUUUUAGUGUUCCUUCUUUUCGAAUUUUCUCGAUGGAUUCUUGCAGCACAUCCGCAACACGCUCUGGUCAGCGCUGAAGAUGACGACGACGACGAUGUGGAGAAGAGCAGUGAAACGUUGGAUGAGGUCGCCCUGACGAAUAACGACGAAAAGGUCAUUGUCAAGGGAACGUGCCGAUUUUCACUCGUUUUCAACCAAGGGCGACCUCCAUUGGCCAACGUGAUUCACCCAAUUGUCGAAAGCGAAUCUCCUGCCGUCUUCUUUUGCGGUCCGGGCAGCUUAUGGACCGAGAUGAAAGGGAGCGUGGAAGCCGCCAGGAAGGAUCGCAACGAUAGCUCUCGACGAUGCUGUGCCUGGUUCAAGGAGCACUUUGAACUUUAA
Seminavis robusta is the source of this 2475-nucleotide messenger RNA. The record is from the annotation of a GenBank genome assembly. NCBI's taxonomy places the organism in Eukaryota, Bacillariophyta, Bacillariophyceae, Naviculales, Naviculaceae.